Molecule: messenger RNA, 2734 nt
Organism: Arachis ipaensis
Lineage: Eukaryota; Viridiplantae; Streptophyta; Magnoliopsida; Fabales; Fabaceae
Source: RefSeq, a predicted model, not a curated record
UAGGAAUUGAUUGAUAGCUUCUUGGUGAUUUUUUUGCAUUUUGAUUUGCAUUUUGAUGAAAGCUUUUGUUAGUCAACUCACUUGCAUCUGAAUUCUUUAGUGGUUAUGCAAAGAGUGCUCUAUAUUUCGCCUGUUGCAUAGAAGUAGAGCUGAUUGUCAUGAAUUUUUGUACUUCUGUUUUAAAGGAAUAUGCUUUUGCCACUCCCAUUCAAGUUUUUCCGUCCCAAUUCGAUUCUCUGCUGUUCAAGUCGUGCAUUCCCAUUUCAAUUCUGAUUCAAUAAUGCCAGUGAUGAAUCUUUCUUUUUUUUUUUUAAGCUAUGUCCAUCAAAUCCAUUAAGUUUACCUAAAAUGAAUUGCUGGUUGCAUGUGGGUUGUGAGAAUCAUUAUCAACGAAUUGGUUUGGUGGUUAAUGUUUUCUAUCCAUGGUUAUGUGAUUGACAGAGAUUGAUGUAUAGCCUGCUGGUCAUUUAUUUAUUUUUUGAGUUCAACUGAUUUGCAUUACAUAUUUUUUUUCUUUGUGUAAACAUUAUUUUAUAUAUCAGCUGUUGGAUGGACAUAAAGCUCUUUGGGCUGAAUUUAAGAGGUUCAUUGAGAAAAGAAUGGCCUUGUGCGAGUAAAAUGUCUCCAUGGUAUUGUUUAUCUAACUAGCACAUCUCUUUAUCCAAAGAAAAAUCUAUCCACCAGCUGCUGUUCGCAUGAAAAUCUCUUCUGCACACAUAAUACGGUUGUGCUAUUUAUUCCUCAUUGGAAAUUUGGCAAUCAUUAUCAAGGUAAGAGGUUUCAUUCUCACCCAUUUCCUGAAUGUUGAUGUGAUUGAUAGAUUUUUAUUGAUGUUUCUGUAUACCUUUUUUUUCCCAUUCAUUUUGCUGUUUCCAAUGUAUGCCUACCUAAGACAUUUACCAACUCUCAUUCCCAUGAGUAUAAUGAUUGUUUGGGGUAGUUGAUGACUGCCUUCCCUAUGGUGUGAUGACAUGUAGGUGCACUAUAGCAGGUAUGGUGUGAUAUCUCAUUUUUUGGUCCCUAAUUGUUGAUUUCUUGAAAGUUUCACUUGUUUUUGCUGUUUUUGUGUUGGUUCAGGUUUUGCCCCUUUCAUUAGUUGUCUCUAUGGAGAUGGAUAUGGACUCAUGUUUUAUUUUCCCUCCAUUUUCCAUAUUCAAUUCAAUUUGAAUUCAAAAAGAUGUCAUUGGCCUUUUAACUUCAGUGGGAGAAGAGAAAGAGUAUGCAAAAGAGGGGAAAAUUGUGAAAAUGAUUGCGCUUGAAUUAAGUUCAAAAGAUCUUACAGUGCGAUGUGCAUUGUUUGGGGACUAUGUUAAUCAAGUAAAUCAUUUCCUUGCCUCUGGGUAUGUGGAGCAGCCUGUUGUAGUGAUUCAACUUGCUAAAGUCAAGUUCUUUAGGGGUCAAGUAGGGCUUCAAAAUUUGAUAUAUGCCACUCAAAUGUUAUUUAAUCCUGAUCUUCCUGAAGUUGUUGAAUUCAGGCAGAGUAUGGUUGAGCAAGGUGUCAACGGUACCCAGCCACUAUUUAUUGCAAAUGAGGGUAAAGUUGUAUCCUUGGAAGAUGAUUUCAUGCGUUUAACUAGAAAAUGCACUAUUGAAGAGCUUCAAGAUAACAAUGAGGAGGGUUCUUUUAUCAUUUUUGGUAUAAUCCAAGGUAUUGUCGAGGAUGGAGGUUGGUGGUAUUCUGCUUGUGUGUGUGGAAAGGGUAUCUAUCCUCAAAAUGGUGCAUAUUACUGUGAUUUUUGUUUGAAGCACAUAACUAAUGUGACUCUAAGAUUUAAAAUUAAAAUAACAGUUGAAGAUCAUAGUGGGGAGGGUAUUUUCCUUCUCUUUGAUCGUGAGGCAUCUUAUUUGCUUAAGAAAUCAUGUGCUGACUUGUUUACCGAGGUUCAAAGAGAUGCAAGUCUUGUAUGUGGGAUACUUAUCCUCCCAUAUUCCAAGGGCUCAUUGGAAAGAAGUUACUGCUGAAGGUUGAUACCAAAGGUGUGCCACAUGAUACAUUUUAUGGCACUUUCCGAGUUAGGAGAAUAUGUGAUGAUCCCACGAUUAUUGCCAUGUUUGAGCUUCCCGAUUAUGAUGCUGAUGAUGAGUCUACCCCAAAAAAGGAGGCUGAUUUACACAAAUCUGUUCCCUCUGGAAAAGGUGAUAUUGGUGUUAAGAAGGAUUCAUCAAAGAAUUUUAUCAAAAGUGAAAAAGUUUCUGGAGGUGUUGUCCCACGUUAUUGAUGCACCUUCUAAAUAUGGAGAGAAGCUUAUUCAUGAAAAUGAUGUUGUCACCUCCAAGGGCAAGAGGAAUCUGAAUCCCCAAUUUGAAGAGGCGGCUGUUGAUGCAGAUGGGCGUGGAUUCAAGAUUGCCAAGGUUAAUGGAGUUUGAUCUAAGGUGUGGAAUUGAGCUGUUGUGUCUAGGUGUAGGUAGUUUAUAUAGUAUAUCUACAAGUGUUUAGGAAGGCUUGUGAUUCCAAAUACAUCGAAAUGUAAUCAUGCUAGCUGGAUGGUAUUUUGAUUUGACCUUUUUGGAUUGUGUCCAACAAAUAGGAUUGUCAGAUAUAGGGAUUUUUCUUUUCUGUUGGCUCGUGUCGUGUGCCAACUAUGUCUAUUGUCAACUCCUCCUUUUGUAAUAGUGACUUUGCUAGGGAUUGGACACAUUUUCAAUGUUGUACCCUCUUUAGGUUACAUACUAGGAUAUGUAUCAGAUAUUGGGAUCCUCCUUAUCAUAGGAGAGAUACCCAUAUGUAAUUGUG